This is a messenger RNA of Nezara viridula (southern green stink bug), 453 nucleotides long. The record is from the annotation of a GenBank genome assembly. Lineage: Eukaryota; Metazoa; Arthropoda; Insecta; Hemiptera; Pentatomidae.
AUGAAGACUUAUAUGUCUAUUCUGAUUAAAACUAUCAUGAUCGUUGCCUUUUUUGGCCAGAUCAGAUGCUAUGAAGAAGAUGUAUCAUUGAAACAAGUGUUCGGUCAGUGUUCUGAGGAACACCAAAUAAGCCUGGAAGCUAUUAUGAGUACUGUGAGGCAUGUGCGUGGGCCCGAUGGUUAUCAAGUUAAGCGUUGGAUCACUUGUGUAAUGAAGAAAAUGGGAAAGAUAAAUGAAGGUGAAAUUGACUGGGAGCAAUGUAAAAUACUUUCUAAGCAAGGACUAACUGGAAAAGUAGAUAAAGCCAAGGUCGAUAAGAUAGCUGAAAUAUGGCAAUAUAAAAUUCCUGAAGAGGUAAAAAAAGAGCGUCAGCUGGCAAAUUAUGCCCCAGUUUGCAAAUUCGAGAGCUGGAAGGAGCUUGCUCUUCUAAAACAUCUAACAUUAAUCAAUUAG